UGUGCUCCUCGGCAGAUGGGCUGAAGUGGAUCAUAAUAAAAAACAAUAAAAACUACUUAAACUAUCUUGUGAUAAAAGAAAAGUUGUGUCAAAAAUGCCGUUUGAUUGUAUAAAAAUAAUGAAUGUAAACCGAAAAGAAUUGAAUUGCAAGAGAGAUUCAUGUGACUCACGACACGGAAGCUCAGAUUGGGAAGAUUAAAAUAAACAUUUUAUGCUUGCACUUUUGCUGCAUCUGUUCCCAAAGAGAAAGGUGUUUGUAUAAAAGCAAAGUCCUCGACAUUGCAGAAUCAUUCCAAGCACAGCGCCCGAAGCUUGAGAAUAUCCCUGAUUAAGUAACCCCAACAACAUCAUCCAUUCAAUAUGAAAGUAAUCAUUGUGGCUCUCAUUGCUUGCCUGGCAUUUGCGUCUGCUCUUCCUCAGAUUGAGCGGGGCUCAAUAUAUGCACCCAGUGGAAGGUUUGCCAUGACCGAGAACUGGGCAGCUCCACCAGUUGAUCUGAGCCAACCUAUUGUAUUGCUGCCCGUGGCAACUCCCAUUGCUGAAGCACCUCAAGAACCCAAACUCACAGCCCGUCGCCUGAUUGGCUAA
This is a messenger RNA of Drosophila virilis, 588 nucleotides long. The record is from RefSeq and is a predicted model, not a curated record. Lineage: Eukaryota; Metazoa; Arthropoda; Insecta; Diptera; Drosophilidae.